AUGUUUGCCCGCGCAGGUUCAUUGCUGUGGGCACUGAAGCAGCCGCGCCUGGACAUACACUUAUUUGACGCACACUUUGAUAGGCUGGUCGUUUCGCAGACACCAGGAUCACCAGCUACCUACAGCAAAUUCCUGGAAACUGCUACAGAGACAAGGGACGAACAAGAAGUUCUGAAGAUGUUUGAAACAGCGCAACUUUGGCACUGGCGAGCGCAUCGAGCAGCGUUAGAGGCCGCAGUUGGUCUCCCUCCUCCUUCACCCACCGAACUGGAAUCUAUUGAUGGUCAACCUGAGCAGUACGUGCCUAUGGCAGUAGAAGAUUUGCCGGAUAUCAUGGAAGCUCUCGCCACGCACGGUGACACAGCCAAAACGAUCCCUCUUCUACAAAAUGAUUUCUGUGCUAGGGGCAAACCGUAUCGUGACUUGCCUCCGGAAAUUCACGCAUCACUAUCGGGCAUUGCACAAUCUCGGCUAUACAGUCUUGGGUGGGUCUUAGGUGUUUACGAUGAUUGGCAGGAUUGA
This is a messenger RNA of Sphaeroforma arctica JP610, 522 nucleotides long. RefSeq lists its product as hypothetical. The transcript has 5 exons. Lineage: Eukaryota; Ichthyosporea; Ichthyophonida. The coding region runs from base 1 to 522 and encodes 173 amino acids. The record is from RefSeq and is a predicted model, not a curated record.